AUGUACAUGACCCCUUUUUAUUUAAUUGUGCAGCCAAUGAUGGAGCCUGGAGAAGAGGUGCCGGAAGGAUGGGGUGAAUGGGACGACGAGAUAGAUGAUAGGAGAGUGAAGUAUAUGGUUGGACUGAUUGAAGGGGGGCAUAGCUUCAAGAAAUCUGAAUGGGGUGGUGGUGAUGCCCAAGAGAAGUUGUAUGAUCAUGAGGCCCAGAUGGCUCUGAAGAAAAGGAAGAGAGAGGUCGCCUGUGUAAAGAAACUAGAACUUGGAGGUCCGCCAUUGAAGCAGAAGCGUUUGAGUACAUACUUUGGGAAAAGGGCAGUUGUUGAUGGAGAAGAAUGCGAGAAGUGUUGUGAACGGAUGGCCAAAUUGGAGAAAACAGUUAGCUGGAUGAUGAAGAGGAUGCCAAGGAGAAAGAGGGGUGGAACAACACCUAAGAAAGAUGUGUUCUUGGGUGGGAAGUCGCUGGGGAAGAGAAGAUUUAAGAAUAGCCCUGGAAAAAAAGAUGAGCCUUUCAUAGCCGAUGACAUUGGGGGUGGGGAGAUUGUUCGAAGUCUUGAUAUCGGUAGGCUUCAUUCAGACGGUGGGAAUGAUGGUGGUGAUGUUUCAGGCGAUGUAAACGAUUUGGGAACAGGUCCUGUUGUGGAAGGAAAAGUUGAAGGGGUAUUUGUGGAUGAGGAUGAAGAAGCGGGUGGUUCUAUAGAUGGAGAAGAAUUUAAGGACAUGGUAGAUGAGGUCGAAGUUAGUGUUGAUAGUGAAGAGAAUGUAGUUCGAGAGGAUGAGAAGGUAGGUGUUGAUGUUGUGGAGCCUAGUGGGGAAGUGGAUGUUGAGGGAAGCUCGUCUGAAGGCAAUCCUGAUGUACUUGCACCACUGAAGGAAGGUGAUGGGGUACCCAUUCAGUGGAUUGAGCAGGGAGUGAGUGGGUUAAGGGGGACUGUACUUUAUAGAGCAACCACUGCCAAUACGUUUUAUGUUACUGAGGAUGAGGUAUGUUCCUCAGCGUUGGGGUUGUCGAGUGUUGGAGUUUCUAAGUCCACAGAUGUUAGUGUUUCGUCUCCGGGUCCCUGUACUGAGACGGGGGAGGGGGUUAAUGAUGAUGAUGUGGAGAAGACUCCAUCUGAAGAGAAACCGCUGGAAGGGUCGACAGGUUUGGAGUUGCAAUGUACAGGAGUUCCUAAGAUAACAGAUCUUAGUGAUUCAUCUCCGUGUCCUCGUUCUGAGAAGCAUAGGCCUGCAGAAUCGGAAGCGAAUCUGGCUUCUUUAUUAUUGGCGAAAGAACCAUUCACCCUUGCUCAGAUAGUUCCGUCUGUGGAAGACGCAGACUACAGUUAUUUUGAGAAAGUCUUGCUGGAGAAUCCGAAAGUGUUGCACCUUGGUGCGGGUAAAUAUGAUUUGGACAAUCAGUUUUUUCUGGACCUUGCGGCUUCGCAGAAGUGGGUUUCAAGCAAGUUUAUUUGA
Molecule: messenger RNA, 1452 nt
Organism: Eruca vesicaria subsp. sativa (arugula)
Lineage: Eukaryota; Viridiplantae; Streptophyta; Magnoliopsida; Brassicales; Brassicaceae
Source: the annotation of a GenBank genome assembly